Messenger RNA from Paramecium sonneborni, 2700 nucleotides. NCBI's taxonomy places the organism in Eukaryota, Ciliophora, Oligohymenophorea, Peniculida, Parameciidae. The record is from the annotation of a GenBank genome assembly.
AUGACCUAGAAUGUAAUAGUUGGAGCUAUUAAAAUUAAAGAUGGUUUAUUUAUUGGAGAUGAAUAUGCAUCAUAAGUUACAUAUUUCUAUAAUUAAGGAUCGAGAAUUCAUUGUGAAUAACAAAGUAACACAUAUUAUCAAUUGUUCUGGUACAGAAGUUUAAAAUAAAUGGACUAUGAUGAAUGUUAAAUAUCUUACAUUUAAUUGGCUUGAAUAAGAUAAUGAAGUAAAACAUUCCAUUAAUAGAUAAAGGUUUUAUUUGAUGAAAAAAAUGAAAAUGUAAAUAAAAUAUAUACAUUCAUUGAAGAGUGUUUUCAAUUAGGAGAAAGUACUUUAGUGCAUUCACUUAGAGGUUAAAGUAGAUCUUGUUGUGUAUUAGCUGCUUAUUUUAUGAAAAAGUUUGUUAAUUAAAAUAAAUUAUAAGGUAUUCAUGGACGCUCUAUAAAACACUCGAAUACUUAAAUUCACGUAGACCUGAUCUUGAAAUUAGAGCAUCUUUUUUUUAUUAAUUAAAUGCUUUAGAAUCCAAAAUGAAUAAGUUUGGACCUAAAAGAACUGCCUCAUGGAAUGAAUUAACUUAAGAUGAAUAGAAUCCAUAAUAGCUUUAAGAAGAAUUAAUUAUAAGAAAUACAUUUCUCAAUUCUUAAAAUGGACCUGUUGAUGAUAUCUAUACUAAUUUAUAAUCUAAAAUUGUAUUAAAUCAAUAUUUAUUAUAGUAAGUCUUAGGAAAAAUUUAUAAUCAAAAAAUUAAAUGGAAGGAUUAAUUAAACAUAGAAAAUACACAAUUAGCCACUUUAGUCUAUACAGGAUCCCUUGAUAUUAUAUCUAGUUCUGAUAUUAGAAUAAAAGAAGAAAAUGAUUGUUAAUCUAUUUUAAAAGUAAUUUUAUCAUUAUCAUUAGGGAGUUUAAAAAACUACUUUAAAUUAACCUGCAAAAUAACCAUAAAUUUAACAUAGUUUUACAAAGUGUAUUAAUGUAAAUAAAAAUAAUUGUAAAUAACUUUAAUAAGAUGAAUGUGAAUCUUUUAAAUAAAAUCAAUAAUAAAUGAGCAAUAAUUAAUCCUUUUAAAAUUUUCUUAUGAAUUGUACAUAAAAAUAAAAGUGUAAUUCAUAAUAAGAAAAAAAGACUUAACUCAUAUCAUCAGAAUCAAUAUAAAAUCCUUAACUUAUAAACCAACCAAGUGGAGUAAGAAGUACAUCUUUAUAAUAAAAUGAUGAAAAAAAAAAUCACAUUGAUUUCACAAAUAAUCGUCCAAGUUCUGUUAAAUAAAAAGAUACCUCUCCAUCAAUCUUAAAUAAUUUUUAAGAAUUUAAAAAUUAAGUUUAAUAAUCAUUAAAUUAUUUUAAUAAUCAAUCCGAAACUAUUUUAAAUAUCGAUAAAAAUUUAACAAAUGUUAUUUAAUUCUAAUAAUAACAACAAAAAUAAUAAUAAUAAUAAUAAUAAUAAUAAUAAUAAUAAUAAUAAUAAUAAUAAUAAUAAUAAUAAUAAUAAUAAUAAUAAUAAUAAUCUUAAAAUAAUAUUUCAAACUUAUAAAUUAAUUCUAAAUAGUAAUAAUAAUAAUCAACCUAAUCUUAUUCUUAACAAAAGAAUAAAUUAGAUUAAUUAAUUAGUCCAACAUUGAUUUCAACUAUGAGUUCAACAAAACAUUCGGAAAUAUAAAAAACCUUAACUUAAUCUAUAUCAUAAUUGUAAUCAAGCUAUUAAAAAUUUUAACAAUUACAGAUGAAAAAUCAAAAUAAACAAUCAUAAUCAACAACUCAAAUAUAAUAAUAAAAUACUAAUAAAAAUUCAACAGAAAUAAGUAAUAUUAAUAUUGCAAAUAUAUCAAAAAUUUAAGAUCGAAAUAAUUCUCUAAUAAAAAAAGGAGAAGAAUUAGAUAGUAAAAAUAGACCUAAUAGUGCUGAUAUUAAAGAUUAAUAAAAAAACAAUAAUACAGUAUAAAAGAAAGAGAGUUAAUCACCAUUUCAUAAAGAUCCAAUUAAGAAGUUGCAUUAAUAUGGUCCUCCUUUGCCUUAAUCAAACUCUUAAAUCUAUCUUAGGAAUGUGUAAUCUAGAAGAUAAGCUGCAUCUACUCUAAGAAAUUAGUAGAAACCAAAUAAUUCUUUUUAAGAUAAAUAUUUAAACUAAAGUGCAAAUUAAGUAUAGAAUAAUAGUAGUUUUAACAAUAAUAGUAAUUAAAAUAUAGAUGCUGAUUCUAAAAUAAAACAAAAAGCAGUUUAAGAAUUAGUUUCUGAUGUUAAUCAUCUUAAAAAAUUAAUAUCACCUUAAAGUUUAACAAAAAGUUAAGCAUAAUUCUUAAAAAAUUAACCUAUAAGGGUAUUAUAGGAAUUGACAGAAAAAACUUAGAGCAUUAAACAAAUGUAUGUUUAUAUAAUCGAAUAAUUAGUAAAGGAAAGGAUAAUAUUUAAUCUGUAGGUAUAACUUUAGUGUAAAAGCCAUCAACAGUGAAUACAAGAACAUUCUCACCAGCAAUUAAAAGUAUAUAUUUUAAUUAACAAUUUUAUAAAGAUGAUUAAAAAUGCAAAAGUAGUCAUGUUUGCAAUCCUUAAAACUUAAGAUAAAAGAUAAGGAAUUAUUCACCUGGUAAGAAUAUAUUUGAUUUUAGGUUUAAAUAAAGAUUAAGAAAGUUCAAAUUCUUUUUCAUAUUCUAAUAAUACAAAUAUUUCAAUACCAAAUAAGAAUAGUUGGAAAAUGCUAUGA